CCUUGAUUAUAUAUAUAACUACUUCCAUUUGAAUUCCAAUCACAACACCAAUACAUCCAUUUCCCUCAUUCGCAUUCACCUCUCUUGAAAUUUCCCCCUUAGGAAAGAAUGAUCAAUCCGAGGAAACUCAUCAAGAUGGCAAGGAAGUGGCAGAAGUUAGCUGCCAUUAGGAGGAAGACAAUUUCAUUUCCAAGAGCCAAUAGUGAUGUGGAUACGGAGAGAUGUUGUACAUCAAUGGUGGCUGGUAAGGGAUAUUUUAUUGUCUCCACGAUUGAUCAAAAGCGCUUUGAAGUUCCCUUGGCAUACCUUAGCAAGGAGAUCUUCAGAGAGCUCCUAAAGAUGUCUGAAGAGGAAUUUGGACUGCCGUGUGAUGGUCCUAUCAGAGUACCAUGUGAUGCAUUGUUCAUGGAGUAUAUUAUCUCAUUGAUCCAGAGAGGACUGGCUAAGGAUCUAGAGAAAGCUUUGCUCAUGUCAGUUGCCACGAUUCGCUGCUCUUUAUCUUCCUUCCACUGCAAACAAACAUAUCAACAAUUACUUGUUUACUGAUUUAAACAGACUUUGGCUUUGUAUAUAAUCAACAGAAUUUUGGCAUAAUAGAUUUUGUAAAAAUUCCUUGAAUUUUGUAUACACUGUAACCCUUGUUCUGAUGGUGUCUUGAAAUCUGGAACCAGGAGGCCUUGUCAUUUCUAGAGCAGAACUUAUAGAUCCAACUUUUUUGGUUGCCCUUUUGGGUUAUAUUGUGAA
This is a messenger RNA of Cornus florida, 744 nucleotides long. Its product is annotated as auxin-responsive protein SAUR64-like. NCBI's taxonomy places the organism in Eukaryota, Viridiplantae, Streptophyta, Magnoliopsida, Cornales, Cornaceae. The transcript has a single exon. Bases 109 to 546 code for a protein of 145 amino acids. The record is from RefSeq and is a predicted model, not a curated record. Gene Ontology annotation, biological process: response to auxin.